CGUGUUCUUCGAGUUCAGAUGGCAGAUAUGUUGGAAGGGUUUCUCUGCAAUCUCAUGUUUACUUCUUGAAGGCACUCCUUUCUCCCUUCUUCGAUCUAUUUCUUCUGGCACGCCUUUGUUACCUCCUGUUUCUUCGUCUCUCUUCUCUGAAGGGGAGAAACACUCUGUAAAAUUUUCUGCGUCCUGUAUGACGGUGCAGUCUACCGCAGAAAGGGUUGCUUCACAUCUCUGACGACAUGGUCUCCUCAGUGGGGGUAGCCUCUCUACGAUUUUCUCCUGUGUUCGUGAACUGCGGUGAGAGGUCACACUCUCUUUUGCAUGAACUGAGUGACUCUCUCUGGGGUAUUUGUUCACAACACGAGAAGGGAACUGAAGAAUGCCAGACGGCCGAAGCGGGUUUAGUUCUAGUUCAAGCAGAGACAUUGCGUGUCCACAUCGGUCGUUGUCCUGAGACAAGUCAUCUGCUUUAGAAACAGACGAGCAUGGCAGGAACGGCACUGCUCUGUCUCCUGAAUUUUUUCUUGUCUGCUCAUACUCCAGGUAUGGCGGAGACCCCCUUCCGUUUCCGAAUCUUCUGUCGGCUUUUUCAGCUUCCCUUGGGCUGGCGCGGAGAUCACCCGUCUCCAUUUCACUUUGAUGUGGCAACAAUCUUGAGCCAUUUUGCGAGGGACAGCACACGCGGCUUGUCUUGCGACACUGAAUCACUAGCAUUCUCCGGAGAACUAACAUUUACACGGCUUCCGGGUACGGUGCGGCAAAACUCAACCGCGAGACACCUACAGCCACAUGGGCGCCCCACGAAGGUGUUCAUCAGAAUAAGCGUUCACACAAAAACGCCUUCCACAAAAAGAAGUAAUGGAUAAAUUGCAUCUUCCGGGGCCUUCACACUGAUGUAUACACAUGCGAUGGUAAGAUACACCGAUGGUGAUGAUCGCGUUGGUUACAUAUUUCGAGGGUGGGGAACCAGCACCUGUCACUCCACCGGAGUACUGUGUCGCAUCCCUUGGUGUCUGUAUAUCUAGUGGAGGUCUCCCCUAACGCAUACUUCCCAAAUGUACUACAUUCGUUGUCUAGCUACCCUCUCUCAGCAUGGCACCCGGAAAGCAAAAGCGAAAGACGUGACCUUUCAAGUGGAAGGUGCGUCAUCUCAGACGGAAGGAAUUUGCCUUUCUGCACCUCCGCCGGCUGUACGCAGGGCAUUGUGCCUUCCGUGUGAGGAGCAAUAUUUCUUCUUUCGGGCCAUGCUUUCUAAAGAAGAGGCUUUUUCCUUGUUCGAUACAGAGUAGUUCUUCCGACACAUCUGUGGUUCACGAUCUGAGAGAAAUUUGUGUCACCAGUGAAUGCUCAGGAUCUUGCUCGUGCUCAGUGCUUGAUCUAGUUUCCACCAUCCAAUCAGAACGGCGAAAUAAUUUCGUGUUACGUUUGUUCAAAAGCAGUGUGCUAUGGUAUUUGAGGGAAAAGCUGCACCAGUCUAGUUAGUCCCACAGUCUUUUAGCAUGGAUACUAUCCACCAAUAACAAGCAGAAAAACAGUUAUUCCCGUAGACGACGGAGAGGGUAACUCGAGACAGAAGUGAAACAAAGAGACGAUGAAGAUGUGUGUCCACAGAUCGGCGUUAUCAAGUCGCCUAACCAAAGUUGCAGAUCAUCCAUUGUUGUAAUUCAAAGAAAACACAACCAGCCUGCUGACAUGUUAGAUUUUUCUGAAGCAGGGGCGUCCUGCUGCGUGAAACAAGCUCUGCAUCUGUGCUUGUGGGAGGUGACUUUUCCUUCGCAGUGCGUGCGCAAACCCCAAUUCGGUUUCAGUCGUUUCGUCUUUCUCCACCACAACAGUUUCCUG
Messenger RNA from Toxoplasma gondii ME49, 1839 nucleotides. RefSeq lists its product as hypothetical. The coding region runs from base 483 to 863 and encodes 126 amino acids. The record is from RefSeq and is a predicted model, not a curated record. NCBI's taxonomy places the organism in Eukaryota, Apicomplexa, Conoidasida, Eucoccidiorida, Sarcocystidae. The transcript has 4 exons.